Messenger RNA from Mycotypha africana, 1606 nucleotides. RefSeq lists its product as uncharacterized. Bases 70 to 1497 code for a protein of 475 amino acids. Lineage: Eukaryota; Fungi; Mucoromycota; Mucoromycetes; Mucorales; Mycotyphaceae. The record is from RefSeq and is a predicted model, not a curated record. The transcript has 2 exons.
CCCGCGUUUUCCUUGGCUUUUUGUUUCAAAUGAAAAAGCAUUGCUACUUUUCAAAGAGCAAACAAUAAUAUGGGCAAAAGAGAGUUACCAACAAGGCAUAACUUUCUGACAGAAGCCAUACAAGAAUUAUUAGAAUCAAAGGUGACGGAUAAUGAACGUUUGAUCGAUCAGCGUGCCAUCUUAACCAUUACAUCCAACACUGACUUGAUCAAAGAAUAUCCUUAUGACAACACACCAAUACUGCCUUCUCAUUUGUCUAAUGAUUCGACGCCUACUUCAUCCUCUCCUACCACACCCAACCGAUCAGCAGCAGUAACUGCAGCAGAGAGAAAAGCAGUCGAGAUCAAACAGAUACCAGACGUACGUAUUAUUGAGCCUAUAACACGAAGAAGUCUCAAGCAGCAUAAAGCGAAAGCUAGAAAAGCAUUGACGAAAAAAACGCCCAAAGAUGGAAAGGAUACAGAGGCAACACCAUCCAACGGUACAGCAGUGAAAGUCGAUGAUAUGGACGGUGUUGAUGAUGAAGAAGAAGAGAUAUCCGAUGAGUUCUAUUUGAAGAGACAUCGAAGGCACGAAAUGGAAGAGAAAAAACAAAAAAAUCGUGAAAAAGAAAUGUUACGACAUGGCUAUUAUCAACAAAAACAACUAGUUGAACGUAUAAAGUCUAUGGAUAAAAUUGUGUUGCAAUCUAUCGUCUCAUCCAUACGUCAUCGGACCAGCAGUCAGCAGCAGUCAAAUAAAGAACAAGGCAAGGGAAAGACAAACACAGUGGCAGGAAAGAAGAAACAGGAACAGCAACAACAACUGUCUGAAGAGAAUGUUAGUAACACCAAUAAGAAGGCGGACGAAGAAGAUUAUUUAGACAACCUGCAUCAGAGGUUAUUGUAUGAUGCUUUGGAGCAUUUGAGAAGAUAUGAGUUGUUAGGCUUCAGUUCUGGGGUCAGCAAUAAUAUAAACACAGCUUCUUCAUACCAACAGUCAAACCAUCAUCAAAGUAGUAGCGCGUAUCAUAUAGCCAAUGAUUUUAGAGAAGAGGUGGAAGAGCAAGAGGAAAGAAAUGAACAAGAGCAGAAUCAGGAAGAUGAGAAAGAGAAACCUGAUAAUAAUGAUACAACAGUAACUGAAAAAUCGAAAACGUCUCCUGAUGACGCUGUUACAGUCAGUGACGAUAGUAGGAAAAAGAGAAUAAACAUCAGUAAGGAUUUCAAAGAGGCUUUGGAAAUGGAAGAAAGAGUUCAAGGAUCAAGAAGAAUAGGAACCUUUGGAGGCAAUCCCAUUUUGACGGGCGGCGGUCGCGGCAUGACAGGUUCGCGUCGUUCAACCCGUCAUGUAUUAGCAUUCGGGCAUAAAGUACCAGAUUUUGAAAUUGAGGAAUUUGAAUUGCCUCGUUAUAUUGUUGAAGAUUGGAAGGCGUCAGCGUUGGAGCAAAAGCGAAAAAAGACACGGAAGAGUAGCAAUCCUUCGGAUACCGAAGGAGAGAAGCAAUCCCUCCCGUAGAUCAGCCUCUAUACGUACCUAUAGUUCAUUUUUCCAUCACACAUAUUUAAAGACAUGGUUCAUUUUCUUUUUUCUCCAUAGGCUGCUGCCAUUACUUAAUUUUAUUUGU